AUGAGUUUAUCCCUCUUAUAUUCAAUAAUUACAAUAAAACAAGAUUAUACUGAAAAUAAGCAAAUUGGAAAACCUCUUUCUACUAAGGAUAAAGCUAAAGAUAUUAAUUCGAUACAACUUUUUUAUUUGCAUGAGUUACCUGAAUGGCAAAAAAAUAAUAAUAAUCCAUAUAUUACUUAUGGCUAUUUAAAGGAAACAAAUUCUUACAGGGGGUGUUUUAAAGCAUUGACAAUAUGGAAUAAUCAAUCAUUUAAUAUAGUUUUUAGUGUUGCUACCUCUAUUCUUUUUUUCCUACUUUUAGUGCUAUUUGCAGAUAUCUAUUUAGUACCUAACUAUCCAUCUACUACGAUGACAGACUAUAUUGUGAUAAAUUUGUAUUUAGCCACAGCAUUUCAAUCAUCAUUUUUUAAUGCAACUGCAAGUUGUUUUAGAAUCCACUCAUUGGUACAAUCAAGAUUAUGGAGUAAAAUCUCAAAUUUAGGAUUGAUUUAUCAUUUGACUACAUGUACUAUUUCAAUUCUAUACUAUUGUUAUUACGAUAAUGUAUUUUAUUUUAAAUUAUUGACAAUUUUCACGUUUAUGUCUGCUAUUGUUAUGACUUUGAUAAUAUUAACCGAUUUUUUUGAUCGGCCUAAAUACCUCGAUCAUAAAGGGUUGUUAUUUGUUACAUUUGGUGCAUUUUUAACCCUGGUACCGCUAUCUUUAGGUGUGAUGAAGUUUGGCAAAGAUAAAGUUGUUAAAAGAAUAGAUCUUAAUAUUUUAUCGAUUGAAAUUGGAUUAUAUCUUCUCUCUGCAUUAUUCUACAUUAUGAAGUUGCCUGAGAGAUUUAUUGUUAUAUCACAUAGAUAUCAACUGACAUCACAAAAUUUCUUUUAUAUAUGUUUCUUUUUGGCUACGUUGUGCCAUUUGAAUCUAUUGAUUAAUUCCUUUGUCUUGAUGAGAUCUGGAGAUCAUAAACCCACUUUUGUUAGUUUUACAUAA
Messenger RNA from Arxiozyma heterogenica, 981 nucleotides. It is a transcript of the gene IZH4, whose product is annotated as Izh4p. Gene Ontology annotation, cellular component: membrane. The record is from RefSeq and is a predicted model, not a curated record. Lineage: Eukaryota; Fungi; Ascomycota; Saccharomycetes; Saccharomycetales; Saccharomycetaceae. Gene Ontology annotation, biological process: intracellular zinc ion homeostasis. The transcript has a single exon. Gene Ontology annotation, molecular function: signaling receptor activity. Bases 1 to 981 code for a protein of 326 amino acids.